ACGUAUUUCUGAAAUAAUUAGUCAUCUAGUUACUUUUCCAACCAAUUGACAUCAACAGCUCUGUGCAAUUGUCACUAAUAUUUAAGAAAUUUUAAUACGUUGUAUAAUAGCAGGCUAGUUAUUACUUAUCAUUGUUCAAUCUCUAUUUCAGGGAAGCCCUGGAGCCUGGAUUGAAGUUGGCGGUCACUCUUCGUCAUCUCGCAACUGGAGCCUCGUAUUCAGACUUGAUGUACUCAUUCCGAGUGGGAAGUAACACAAUAAGUAAAUUCGUCCCUGAAGUUUUGGAUGCUAUAAUACAGGAGUACUCUGAAGAGGUUUUGCCAGACGUCGUCACUGCUGAACAAUGGCAGCAGAUUGCAGAUGACUUCCGAACCAAGUGGAAUUUUCCUCAUGUCUGCGGGGCUCUUGAUGGUAAGCACGUGAGGAUAAAGAACCCGAAGAACUCUGGAUCUCUGUUCUAUAACUAUAAAGGCUUCUUUUCCAUAAUACUACUCGCACUCGUAGACGCAAACUACAAAUUCAUCUGGGUAAGCGUUGGUGCUAAUGGCAGUGCAUCCGAUGCCCAGCUAUUCAAUAACACUGAACUCAGAACCAUGCUAGAAGAAAACAACCUUGGUUUGCCUGACCCUGAUCCACUGCCUGGCGAUGACAUGAACACCCCAUACUUCCUCAUUGGAGAUGACGCCUUCCCGUUGAGAACUUGGAUGAUGAAGCCAUACUCCAGACGCAACUUGACCAACGAGGAGCGCAUAUUCAAUUACAGGUUGUCCAGGGCUAGACGAGUGGUAGAAAACGCCUUCGGUCUUCUCGCUAUGCGGUUUCAGUGCCUACUUGGCUGCUUGAACCAGAUGCCCGAAACCGUUGACUUGAUUAUUCUUGCAUGUGUCACACUGCAUAACCUUAUCAGCAUACGGUACCCUGCCAUUGCAAGACUGGCCGUCGACCAAGAGGACGAGCAUAACCAAUUAGUACCUGGUGAAUGGCGCCAAGGAAGACAGUUGGCUGAUGGUGAUCGGACCCAUGGAAGAAAUGUGGUGACAUCCGCUGGGGUCAGUCAGAGGAACUACAUUAAACACUACUUCAACUCCCGAGCUGGUUCAGUUGAGUGGCAACAGAAUAUGAUUUAGUGUGUUAGUUACUUUGGAAAGAUAUUUUGAUGAAGUGUAUAACCUAUAUGAUGCGAGUAUGCACAAGUUAUGUAGUUAUUAAAGUGAUUUCCGAUAUGUUUAAGUAUAUUAUAGUAAGUCAUCUUCUAUUUGGAUAUGAUAGUUUCCAUGAUAUGUUUGUUAAUGGAGGAAAUAAGCUUCAAGUAUACAUGUAUAUACAAUAGA
Mercenaria mercenaria is the source of this 1331-nucleotide messenger RNA. Its product is annotated as putative nuclease HARBI1. NCBI's taxonomy places the organism in Eukaryota, Metazoa, Mollusca, Bivalvia, Venerida, Veneridae. The record is from RefSeq and is a predicted model, not a curated record. The coding region runs from base 228 to 1127 and encodes 299 amino acids. The transcript is spliced from 2 exons.